GAAAUUGAAAAAAAGGCGAAAAAUAAGAGCAGGAGCAGCGGGGCGAACAUGCGGAGCGACGAAGCCAGGGUCCUUCUGGGCUUCCCUCCAAAUUCUUGCCCCACUCCUUCUCAGGUUAAGGCGGCUUUCAAGAAGAAGGUAUGGGAGUCGCACCCUGAUCUCUUUCCAAUUAAUGAAAAGCCGACUGCAGAAUCUAAGUUCAAGCUGAUUUCGGAAGCUUACAACUGUCUGCUGUCUGGUGUGAAAUGGGAAUAUUCAGAACCAGGUUCAUAUGUACGCGUCGUGAGAAGGGGAGUCCCAUCGGCAAAUGGUGCAAAAGGAAAUCGCUUGCUCCUGGGGAUACCUUUCCUAUUCAUCGUUUUUGGAACACUAGGACUGGGGGGAUUUAACGCUUCCAGGGCAUACAACAGGCAAAAGGAGAUUAAUCCAACUCAUAAUCCCUUUCUUCCCUGAUUUAAAAACCGUAGCCUAAAACUAAGUCGGACAAAUUGUCUGGCAUCGUGGUCAUCGAGUUGCAUGUUUAACAGAUAAAGGCGCUAAGGCAAAGAAACAUAUGAUGUUUCCUGUAGUUGUUCUCUUAAUACUGUAAAUGAAUACACAAUCAAGAUUAUCAAUCUCCAGAAUCACUCUCUUCAUUCUUUUUAACAGUCA
Messenger RNA from Eucalyptus grandis, 651 nucleotides. Its product is annotated as protein CAJ1. The coding region runs from base 49 to 453 and encodes 134 amino acids. Gene Ontology annotation, molecular function: protein folding chaperone; protein-folding chaperone binding. The transcript has 6 exons. Gene Ontology annotation, cellular component: cytoplasm; nucleus. The record is from RefSeq and is a predicted model, not a curated record. NCBI's taxonomy places the organism in Eukaryota, Viridiplantae, Streptophyta, Magnoliopsida, Myrtales, Myrtaceae.